Molecule: messenger RNA, 3070 nt
Organism: Solea senegalensis (Senegalese sole)
Lineage: Eukaryota; Metazoa; Chordata; Actinopteri; Pleuronectiformes; Soleidae
Product: calsenilin-like
Exons: 8
Coding region: 1849-2541 (230 amino acids)
Biological process (GO): negative regulation of transcription by RNA polymerase II; regulation of potassium ion transmembrane transport
Cellular component (GO): nucleus; voltage-gated potassium channel complex
Molecular function (GO): RNA polymerase II cis-regulatory region sequence-specific DNA binding; potassium channel regulator activity; DNA-binding transcription repressor activity, RNA polymerase II-specific
Source: RefSeq, a predicted model, not a curated record
UGACAUGUAAUGGGUGAAAGGUUGAGUGGCACACCAAACCAAAACAUGAGCACAGUUUACUUUUGAGCAACUUAUUUAUUAAUUGAAAUAUCUCUAUUUGUCCUGUUGUAUCAAUCAUCGUCUUGGGACGACGGGGCAAGGAUAUAUCACCAACUCAGUUUUGACCCACCGUUAUUUGAUUGGUGCUUUUGUUUCAGAAUAGGAGUGAUAUGUUUUAUGCUUUGCUAUGCUGCAAUAAUCUAAGCGAGUGGAGUUGAAGCAUAACUGUUUCUAGGGCUUUUUCUGUAUAAAAAUGAUUUAUAGCUGAAAACAGCCGGCCCUGACAAUGCUAGGAACGUGUUUACCUAAAGUUAGAGAGAGAAGAGUCAAAGGAGAACACCAAGAUUUGUGACUGCAGAGUGAGAGUUAGUGCUUGUGAUAGACCCUGGACAACCAAAUAAGAGAACACUGCUGACGACAUUUCUGCUCACCCAUAAAAGCAAGGUUAAAUCAUCAUUCAACAUAUUAACGCAUCACUCCAGUAACAGGAAGAUCAUAAUGUUAUGACCUCAAAUAUUAUAUGACACAUUGUAUCUUACAGUGCUUUGCAGCCAUGGAUUUUGUUUUUCAUAGCCUAUGGCAUUAUCUUAGCUCAUUAGUUAUUUCAGUAGUUGUUUGCCUCAGACAUUAAGCACAAGCCCAUUUAGAGCCUCUAACUUACAUAAACCCUCCCCGGCCAUUGAAAUGCAUUUCUGGAAUGGCGUUCUCUGCCUGCUCCUGCAACAAUAUUUUAUCUCCCAACAAUUGAUUUGCCCUCCAACUCCACCACCACCACCCCCACCACCACCACCCUUUCCUACUUAAACUGAGUCCAUUAUGUUGUGCAAAGUCAUCAGUUGUGAACUAUGCUCGCAUUCGUCUUUACUCUCAUUUGUCCUCCACCGCAGCACGAUCGUACCGAGGCGCACCACAAGGAACACAACGCACUCAGGGACCGACGAUGCUCGUGUGUGUUAUGUCCCAGUGAACUGUGCGACACAUCAGCUUCACUGUUCUUAACUACAAAGUCAUAAACACAGUCACAGUGGCCACAUUGUUUCUGGGCUCUGAGUUAUGGAGCCUGCGUGUAUCGCUGAACGACCCAGUAGACACAAGCAGCGCCACAAAGGGCAGGGCCGGCUCCUUCACUCUAAGUGCAUAUACCAAACCAUCAGUGGAUGUGGAUCAAUGCUUAGUUUUACAGCUUUGCAUACUUGAAAUGACUGCGCAAAUAAAGACAGCUUAGACUGUCAAUCAGAGUCUAUUAGUAAAAAAAAUUCCUUCAGUAACAACCACACACACACACUCACUGCUCAGGACAGAGUGAUGGAGGAUGUGGAGUAAGUAAGGGUGGAGUUGCAGGAGAGAUCCUCAAAAUGAACAGGACCAGGACUUAAAAUGCAGCCGAGUAGAAACAGAGAUGGAUCUUUGGCGAGUGGAGAUAGAUUUGGAUCAUUUUGGGCAAUUAAGACUCUAUGAAUUUAACUUGUUUUUGCAUGAACACAUGAUGGACCUUGGACCUGUGUGUACAGAAGAGGAUGCUCUCCACUCACUCUGAAAGAAUGUUUUGGGUUUUUUUUACCCCUGCUGACUGGUCAGUGGUUGAAGUCAUGGCUCUCAUUUAAGUGAAUAUAAUUGCUGAUGCCUGAGCAAAAGCGCUGAUAAACAGGAGGCGGCCGGAGGAAAAGGAGAUGAUUGGCAGCAGGUGACGUUGAUGAUAGGACGCGAGCUGUUCUAUUAAAAUUAUCUGUUUAGGAACACGUAAGGGGAUACAAAUCAUUCCUUUAAAAUUUAAGCUUUUGCACGGGCCGUAUCUAAUGCAAGGCAACGAUGGAGUUGGACGGCAUGGAAGUACUUGCCAUUAUUGUUGUGAUUGGACUGUUUGUUGUCGUGCUCAAACAGUUUGGGAUUUGGGAGCCCUUAUCACUGGAAGAUAGCGGUGACAGUGACCUCGAGCUCUCCAUGGUGCGUCACCAACCCGAGGGCCUUGAUCAGCUCCAAGCCCAGACCCAGUUCACCAGGAAGGAGCUGCAGUCACUUUACAGAGGCUUCAAAAAUGAAUGUCCCUGUGGACUUGUGGACGAGGAAACGUUCAAGAACAUUUACGCACAGUUCUUCCCUCAAGGAGAUGCGACCACGUACGCACAUUUCUUGUUCAACGCCUUUGACAUGGACAGAAGUGGCUCCAUCCGCUUCGAGGACUUUGUGAUCGGGCUGUCCGUGUUGCUCCGAGGCUCCGUGACAGAGAAACUCCGGUGGGCUUUUAAUCUGUACGAUAUCAAUAAAGACGGCUACAUCACCAAAGAGGAAAUGUUGGCAAUAAUGACAUCCAUCUACGACAUGAUGGGCAGGUAUACUUCACCCAGUGUACGAGACGAUUCCCCUUUCGAGCAUGUGGAGAAAUUCUUCCAGAAAAUGGAUCGCAACAGAGAUGGAGUGGUGACAAUAGAUGAAUUCAUAGAAACUUGCCAAAAGGAUGAAAAUAUAAUGGCUUCCAUGCAACUCUUUGAGAAUGUCAUCUAAGUGUCUUUAAGAGACAGAGGUGGCUCAGUGACGCUGCAUCGUGCUUCCAGGCCUGAAAGAGUCACGCGACACGUUUUCCUACAUUUGAAUACAAACACCCCUAUUUUUCCAGGCAGAAAAACUCACUCAAAUGUUUCUUUGCAUGACAAAUGUUCCUUUUUUCUACACAUGCAAAAAAGAAUGAUGCCUUAUCAUUGCUACAAGAGCAUGAGUGAUUGCCCCACAAUUUAAAGCAUGUGACGCGAACCACAGGUGUUGAACAAUUCUUGAAACUCGGGCAUAAGGGGGGAUAGAAUUGUAUUGUAUUGCACUGCAAAAAACGUAGUAAUUUAUUCAGAUGUUUAUAUUAGGUCGUUAUAUCAUUUUGAGCGUACACCUGCUGAAAUGAAUGUCGACGUCCAUCGACUGUCGAGUAUCGUCUUUUUAUUAAGUUCCUCACAGACGGUAAUAAAUCUUAAAUGUGCCGAGAUGCUCUGACUUGUUUUUAUUAAAAUGCACAGUAUGCAAUAAAUGCUUAAGUAAUAUCUAA